This is a messenger RNA of Dentiscutata heterogama, 1244 nucleotides long. NCBI's taxonomy places the organism in Eukaryota, Fungi, Glomeromycota, Glomeromycetes, Diversisporales, Gigasporaceae. The record is from the annotation of a GenBank genome assembly.
UACAGAUCCUCGCAAACUCCGUUGUUCAAGGCUCUUUUGCCGAAAAGCAUAUUCCACCCAAUGUAAGACACCUUUUAUCUGCUGAAAGUGGGGUAAACGAUGGGAUGGGUUUUCCUUUUCUCUUUUUUGCACUUUUUUUACUUGAGUCCAAAAUUACUGCUACUGCUGUUUGUCAAUGGAUCUCUUUCGUUUGGGGAUAUCACAUCUUACUUUCGAUUGUCAUCGGUAUCGUGAUAGGAUGGGCGGCAAGGAAGUUAUUGGGAAUGGCUGAGAGUCGAGAUUGGAUUGACAAAGAGUCUUUUUUAGUAUUUGCAUUUGCCCUAGCGAUUUUUGUCGUUGGUGGUGUAAGCAUUAUCGGAUCGGAUGCGUUAUUGGCAUGCUUUAUGGCGGGAACUUCGUUUUCUUGGGACGAUUGGUUUCGUGAGGAAACACAAGAUGCACAUUUACAAGAUGUCAUUGAUUUACUACUUAACUUAACCAUAUUUAUGUAUAUCGGAAUGAUACUUCCAUGGUCUUCUUUUAAUUCGGAUGAUAUAUCGCUCAAAAGCCUUAUCACCAUAAGCGUCCUUAUUCUGGUUUUUAGGCGUUUACCGAUUGUAAUUUUAUUCAAAGGAUUCAUUCCGUCUUUUCACACUUUCAAAGAAGCAGCAUUCGCGGGUUAUUUUGGACCAGUAGGAAUUGGCGCAAUAUUCUUAGCUAUGACUGUUGAAAAAGAAAUUAGUAUAAGACUAAAUGAAGGAUUAAAUGAUAUUGAUGAAGGAUCCAUGUUACGUAUUCAGGAAAUGACAUUCCCAAUUGUGACAUUCAUUGUUCUCAGCUCGGUAAUCGUACAUGGAAUCACAGUUCCAAUACUUAAUAUUGGUUCAAGGAUUGAUAUCGAACGAUUUCCCAGUAUUGCUAGUAUCAGCAGUCAGGUAGCAAGAUUGCCAGUAAUAGAUUUUGUCGAAAGUUUAAGUUUGGAGAGAGACAACAAAGGUCGUGUGAGGAAGAAGGAAAAGAUGAAGGCUGAGUAUGCACCUAAAAAUAGUGAAGAAUUAUAUCAGGAUGUUCACAAUGUAGAUAUAGAAGAAGAGCAAAGUGAGGGAAAUGGAGUUUAUACAUAUAAUCAUAUAGAAACAGAUGUGUUGAUUGAAAGUAACAAGGAUGAGCAAAGUGACCAAGAUAAUGUGAAUUCUGCCGAUUAUCAUUGGCUGCAAUCUAGUGAAUGUUCAAGCAAUGCACAAUGCGACACAGAUCAUAAUUAA